UAUAUUGCACCUAGAUGCAGAUAUAAAAUCCACACUCCCGGGCCUUGAUCCCCUCCAGCGUCCCUCUCAAUGCUACAUUGUUUUCUGUAUAAGCCCGAAACUAAGAAUCCUGCUCGAGUCUUGAUUGGCUGCCAUUUUGCAGCUGCUUGGAUUUGCCACAAAUAGAGGUCGAAUCUAGGUGAUGGCCAUGGAGGAACCGCCUCAGCUGUUCUUGUGCCCCAUAUCCAUGGAGCUGAUGGAGGACCCCGUCACGGUGUUAACCGGCGUCACCUACGAUCGCAGCAGCAUCGAGCGGUGGUUCUUCAAGUACGGCAAGGCGACGUGCCCGGCCACCAUGCAGCGGCUGAAUUCCUUCGACCUCACGCCCAACCACACUCUGAAGCGCGUCAUCUCCACCUGGCUUGACCACGCCUCCUCCCCCUCCUCAUCGUCGUCGAGCACGCCGCUGUGUAAUAAGCUGGAGCGGGAAAAGCUACCGUCGGUGUUCGCGAGCAUUGAGGCCACGCCGUUCAAGGUCACCGCGCUCAAAAACCUCAGGCGCUGCAUGGACGGAGACGUGGCAGCGCAGAAGGACUUCGUCGCCUACGGCGGCAUUCAGGUGCUCGGCCGCGUCAUGACACAGGCGCUGGCGGAGAGCUGCGCCGGUGGAGACUUCUCAUCGUUCCGGACGUGCGAGGAGGCCGGCGCCGUCCUCGCCACGCUCCCUCUCUCCGACGACGCGUCGGUGGAGCUCGUGCUCAAACCCGAGUGCAUGAAGCCCGUGGUCGCGGUGCUGCAGCGCGGCAGCGCCGAGUCUAGGCUGCACGCUAUGGCCAUCCUCGCUAAGAUCUCCAGGGCCAUCGGCGCCGACCGUGACUGGACCCCUGGUGUAGACGUCGACGACCUGGUCAAGUCCCUCCUCGAGCUCCUGUCCGACGGUGCCUCAGCGAAGCUGAGCUACCGCGCGCUCGACGUGCUCCUCGACGUCACGGCGCGCUCCCGCGGCGCGCGGCGCGCCAAGGCCGUCGAAGUGGGCGCGGUCUGCGUGCUCGUGGAGCUCCUUCCCGACGCCGAGCGCCGCAUCGCCGAGCGCGCGCUCCUCCUACUCAAGCGCCUGUGCAAGUGCCCCGAAGGCCGGCUCGCCUUCGUGGAGCACGCGCUGGCGGUGUCGGCCGUGGCGCAGACGCUGCUGCGCGUGUCGCGCCUCGCCAGCGGGCUGGCCGUGAGCGUGCUGUGGCUGGUGGCGUGCGCGGUGACGCCUGCGGAGAGGGUGCUGGAUGACAUGCUGAUGAGCGGCGGUGUGGCGAAGCUGCUGGCACUCCUGCAGGUGGAGAACUCCGCGUCGACCAAGGAGAAGGCGGCGAAGCUUCUCAGUGUGCACGGCGCAUUCUGGAGGCAGUACCCGUGCUUCCCCACUGACCUCAGGGACUACCUGAAAUUCCUCAACUGAUCUCUUCAUGCCACUGCACAUGCGCGGAGAAAUUCUGAGGGUUUUGAGCACGAUUAUGCGCAUUAUUUGUACAGUUAAAAUGCUAAAUUUUUGGGGUUUGAUCCAUCCAUGAUUUGUAGUUUUGUGUGCAGUGCAGUUGUAUGUAUGACAUUGACAUAAUUUCAUGAGGCCAAAAGGAAUUGAACUUCGA
Molecule: messenger RNA, 1619 nt
Organism: Zea mays
Lineage: Eukaryota; Viridiplantae; Streptophyta; Magnoliopsida; Poales; Poaceae
Product: E3 ubiquitin-protein ligase PUB23
Exons: 1
Coding region: 182-1429 (415 amino acids)
Biological process (GO): protein ubiquitination
Molecular function (GO): ubiquitin protein ligase activity
Source: RefSeq, a predicted model, not a curated record